UUCGCUCUUAUUCUCUGUAUAUAUAUGUAUAUACCAAAGGAUGUUAAUGUCUGUAAGUGAGUAGUGGUAGUGUAUUUUGUGGAGAGCCCUUGGUUGAAUUCUUCCUCUCUUCGUAUCCUAUCCUUUAUCAUCUGAAAACGGCUAGACGACGCGUCGUCGGCACAAUCGAGUUCUGACGGCGGCAUCGUCCGCUUGUGCUCAACGUGGACUCAGCGAUACACGUAACUCACUUUUAACGGGACGGUUUUUUUUAUUUAUUAUUAUUGUGAGUUGAUUUUUUUAAUUAAAUUUUUUUUUUUAAAUUUAAAAGGACUAAAAAUUUUUUUUUCGUUUGUUAGUAAUUUGUUAUUUUUUUGUGGGCUUGCGAUAUGGGAGUAGUGAAGACUGCGUCUGAGAAUAUACUCGAAGAAACUGUGUUGCCCAGCGAGGAAGCUAAUUUUUCAUUGCAAGGUCAUACUGAUGAUUGGAAUGAUAAUUUUUCCUACCAAGUGCUAAUUGGUAGUGGAGUUGCACUCAUGGCUCUUGUUUUCCUUGCAACCGUGAGCUUUCACUGUUCAUCCACGUGGAAAUGGCUGAUGGCUGUGGCCAGACAAGAAAGUGAUGACGGUACUGACGGCGACGUAUCACAACGAAAUGACAUAAGGAUAAGUCAUUCAUUGCCUGAUUUACAAUCUGAACCCAUCACACAUGAAUAUGUACAAGAACAAAAGGAAAGCAAAAAAGUAUUACGUCAAACGACAUUACCAAUAGUACCAACACGACAUCAAACAUUUCAACGUCAAUUGUCUCACCGUCUUGAUCUUCCCAAUAUAAAAUUCAGUAUCUGCAGUCUUGAGAAUCGAAGUGACUCAAGUCUUGGACUUAUCAAGCCGGAAUUGUAUAAAAAAGAUUUAACAAGACAAGAGAGCACCGAAAGUUCGAGUACCGUAGAAAUGGAAGUUGCUGGUAAACUUCACUUUGCGCUGCGUUAUGAUAAAGAGAUUGAAGGUCUUGUGGUUAAGGUACUACAAGCACGCGGAUUACCUAUUAAAGAUGUAACCGGAAGUAGUGAUCCGUAUGUUAAAAUUUAUCUUCUACCCGACAGGAAAAGAAAAUUUCAAACGAAAGUUCAUCGCAAAAAUUUGAAUCCCGUUUUUAACGAAACUUUCAUUUUCAGUGUAUCUUACGAAGAAUUGAGAGAAAGAUUCUUGCAAUUUUCCGUCUACGAUUUCGAUCGUUUCUCACGGCACGAUUUAAUCGGACAAGUCGUGCUCAAGGGAUUAUUAGAAUGUACGGAUCUAGAGCAAGAAAUUGAAUACACAAUGGAUAUACUUUGUGCAACUCAGGAUAAGGUAAAUUUAGGAGAAUUGAUGCUGACACUCUGUUUUCUUCCAACGGCAGGCCGACUAACACUUACAGUAAUUAAAGCUAGAAAUUUAAAAGCUAUGGAUAUAACUGGAAAAUCUGAUCCGUAUGUAAAAGUAUAUUUACUUUGUCAGGGAAAGAGAAUUAAAAAGAAAAAGACGACUGUUAAAAAAAAUACACUAUUUCCGGUUUAUAAUGAGUCACUGGUCUUUGAUGUACCCGCUGAGAAUAUUGAUGACGUCAUAUUAAUUGUUAAAGUUAUUGAUUACGACAGAAUUGGGUCGAAUGAGUUAAUGGGAUGCACGGCAAUAGGAUCAAAUGCAAUAGGUAUUGGGAAAGAACACUGGUCAUUGAUGUUAGAAAAUCCGCGUAAACCAGUAGCACAAUGGUAUCCAUUACUUGAUACUGUUACCAAUCAUAUUCAAACACUAUAUUCAGAACCACUUCCUGUCAGUCUCAGUUGUUUAAACAGCAGAUGAAGUUUUAUCAAUUACCGCUAAUUGCGGGGGCUCAAUAAUUAUGUUGGACACUAAAAAAAUAUAUAUAUAUAAAUAUAAUAGUCCUUUCUAUCCUUGUAUAUCUGAAUACACUUAAGAAAAAAAAUCGUCUUGAUUGACGAGUGGAAAUAAUUUCAGUCUCGACAUUGAACUCUGACAACAAACAUAAAAAUAUUUAUAAAUAUAUAUACAUAUGUAUAUAUAAGAGAUACAAAUAAAUGAAAUGAAGCAAAAAAUCGACAGGGGGUUAAAUGGACCAGUGGGUCCGUGACAAAAAAAAACUUGCAUGCCUUAGACAGUGAAUUAAAAUGUGUACUUAGGAAUGUGUUAAAUGCGACAAGUAUUUUUUUAAAAAAUAUUAAAUCUAUAUAAAUACGAGACAAUAUUUUUAACAAUGCCUCGUUAUUUGUUCGAUAAUUUGUUUUAUUUUUUUAACAAAAAAAAUGCUUUGCUUAUGACAAUACUUUCGAGCCCCUGAAAAAAGAUAAUCAUAAAAAAAAUAAUAAUAAUAAAGUUGAUAACGAGAUUUAAAAUAAUGAUGUUGAUUACAAUAUUAACAAUAUAUACUAUAAAUAUAUGCAGUAUUAAAAUUUAUAAAGAAAAAAAUGUGGAAUGGCCUUAUUUUUGGAAAUGAACGAAAUUUGAACAGCGAAAGAAAAAUAUUAAUAAAUUAAUAUUAAGGCUAUUCUCAAACAGUGCCCCCCCCCCCUCCCCAUUUUUCAAAGAUUUUCAAUGACUUUCAACUGUCAUAAGUAGAGAAAGGAUUUUUGCUUUGAUUAAAAAAUAACGAUUGAUGCUGUCAAAUUUUUGAUGUUGCGGUGGAAAUAUUGAGCGUAUAAAAAAUUUUUUUAAACAAAAGUUGUAGGAAAUUUAAUUUUAUGAAAAAAAUGUCUCUUAUAAUUUUUUCUUAGGACUAAUAAAAAAGCCGUAAUUUCAAAAUUAAGAUUUUCAUAAUUAAUGAAAUUUUGAAUCGUUCAUUAUUAAUCCUAAUUUUGGAAUUGCGGUGAAAAUAUUGAUCGUAUAAAAAAUUUUUUUAAACAAAAGUUGUAGGAAAUUCAAUUUUCUAAAAAAAAUGUCUCCUAUAAUUUUUUCAUAGCACUGAUAAGAAAGCCGUAAUUUUAAAAUUAAGAUUUUCAUAAUUAAUAAAAUUUUGAAUCGUUCAUUAUGAAUCUUAAUUUUGGAAUUGCGGUAAAAAUAUUGGUCGUAUAAAAAAAUUUUUUAAAUAAAAGUUGUUCAAAAUUCAAUUUUGUAAAAAAAAUAUCUUUUAUAACUUUUUCUUAGGACCAAUAUUUUCACCGUAAUUUCAAAAUUAAGAUUUUCAUAAUUAUCAAAAAUUUGAACCGUUCAUUAUGAAUCUUAAUUUUUGAAUUACGGCGAAAAUAUUGGUCGUAUGAAAAAAUCAUAGAAGACGAUUUUUUUCAGAAAUUAAAUAUCCAACAACUUUUGUUUUAAAACUUUUUUUAUAAGACCGAUAUUUUCCCCGUAAUUUCAACAAUUUGAACUAUUCAUUUUAAAAAUAAGGCAAAAAUCUUGUCUCUAGUCAUAAGUAACAUAAUUAAUUAAUUGAAAAAAAAAAUUAAAGCAUUAACUGAAAAAAGGACAAUUUCGCCGAGGUAUAGAUAAAAAAAACUACUUACAGUUGAUGUCAAUUAGGAGUUAAACGAAAUUUGGGAAAUAAAUUUCAGCCUACAAAAUUUAUAAGUUCGAAUUAUAAAAUCGACAUGACGAUUUCACUGAAAUUUAUUUUCCAAAUUUCGUUUAACUCCUAAUUUAUGUCAACUGUAAGUAAUUUUUUUCUAGAUCUAUCUCAGCAAAAUUGUCUUUUCUUCAAUUAACGCUUAAACUUUUUGAUUAAUUAAUUUAUCAAAUUUAGAUACGCUUAUGAUAGUUGAGUCAUUGAAAAUCUUUAAAAAGUGGGGGGGGCGCUGUCUGAAAAUGCCCUUAAUUGAAAAAAGAAAAAAAACAAGUAGAUGUUAGUGUCUUUGUGUACUCUAAUGACUAAUAAUGAUAGUAAUUAAUGAAAAAAAUUAGAUAGAUCAGUAGUAAAUAACUAUAAAUAUAUAAUCAAUCAUAAUCAUAAUCAUGAUAAAUAUAGUAAUUUUUUUAAACCCAUUGAGUGAAAAAAAUACUUAAAUAUAUUUAUCAAUUGGACGAGUUGUUAUAGUUCAGGAUGAAUGAUAUCAAUAAGAGAAAUAAUUAAAAGCUGAGUUAUGUUUGCGUUGGCUAGAUUUCAAGUCAAGUAAAAGACCCAAUUAUUGAUACUUAAUUACUUGUAUAAUUUAUUUUUAAAUGUUCAUAGUCCAACUAUAGUUGGGGGAAAAAUAACCUAUGGUCAUACGAAAAUUUAUGUUAGAUGUUUUUUUUAGGCUUGAAAAUAAUUAUUUUGACUCAUGUUUUUUGUGUGUAAUUAAAUUAAGUGGAGCAGAAAGUUUUAUACUGAGGACGUCGAUAUAUUGAGUGCGUUAGACCGAACUUAGUCCUUAGUUAACUCAGUAAGUUACUUAGUGUAAAAGCCUUCUAACUUUACUUAGACUUAGUUUACUGAGGCCAUAGUUCGGUCAAAUACUUCCGUUGUCUGGAAAAUUAUUAAAAUAUUGUUUCUUAAUAAAUUACAAUUUUCAAAUUUUCCCGCGUUAUUGAUAUUUUGUAAAACAGGAAACAAAAGUACGCGAUUAUUUUUCUUACGCCACAUCUAGACUCCUACAAAAUCACGGCCGCGAAUUUUGUCGCGAUUCGCGCGUGAUCUCUGUGCAAAAAAAAAUUCCUCUACGCAUUGUCGCGCUCUGUGAAUUUAUUUUUCCGACGAAAACUGACAUCGGACAGGGAACUCUAAGACGCGCAAAUCUGAACAGCGGAAAUAACUAGACAUAUUUCGCGGCUAUUGCAGGGUUUCGCAGCGCACGAGAACGAAAUAAUCAGGAGACACGGUAGUGUCUCGCGCCAAGUGCACGUUCAAAUCAAACACAUGUAUAUGUGUGAAGUGUCAUGGCGCGGGCCUACCGUGUCUUUAUACCGUAGACCGAAUGGUAUUUAGCUCCAAUAGUAAUACCUGCUCUCUAUUCUACACUAGAACUAAGAUAGCCGCGAAACACGAGUCUGCCCCUAUAAAAAAAAAUUUAUAAAAAAAAUAUAUGUUAAAAUAUAAAAAAAAUAUAUAAAUUAUGUAUAAAAAAUAUAUUUUAAAUAGCUAACUUUUGGCCGAUUUUCGUAUAUAUUUUAUAUAUUUUAAAUAUAUAAAAAAUACAUCUAUAAAAAUAUACGAAAAUUGUAUUUUUCUUAUAUUUAAAAAUAUAUAUUAGUAAGAUAUUUUAAAUCUAUAAAAAAUAUAAUUAUGAAAAUAUGAAAAAAUUAUAUAAAAAAUAUAUUUUUUAUAUAAUUUUUGUAUAUUUUUAUGCAUGUAUUUUUUAUAUAUUCUAAGAUAUAUUUUUAAUAUAUUUAAAAUAUAUAAAAUAUAUACGAAAAUCGGCCAAAAGUUAGCUAUUUAAAAUAUAUUUUUUAUACAUAUUAUAUAUAUAUUUAUAUAUUUUUUAUGUAUUUUUAAUAUAUUUUUUUUCAUGGGGGUGGUCAGUUUCGCGAUGUCAAGUUUGCGACUCUCGAUGUUUCUUAUACAGUUUUGGUUUUCGUUAAGCGACAAAAGUCUCGCGGAACUCAAAAACGUCUAGAGGAAGACAUUUUUUAUUUUGCGUAGAGAUCAUGCGCGAAUCA
Molecule: messenger RNA, 5546 nt
Organism: Microplitis mediator
Lineage: Eukaryota; Metazoa; Arthropoda; Insecta; Hymenoptera; Braconidae
Product: synaptotagmin-10-like
Exons: 10
Coding region: 369-1823 (484 amino acids)
Biological process (GO): cellular response to calcium ion; regulation of dopamine secretion; regulation of calcium ion-dependent exocytosis
Cellular component (GO): membrane
Molecular function (GO): clathrin binding; phosphatidylserine binding; calcium ion binding
Source: RefSeq, a predicted model, not a curated record